UUUAACGUUUCACAUUCAGGAUUGUUGGGCAAUGUGAGGGCAAGUAGCACAGUUGAGGUAUUAACACCCCGGCCCUCCAAGUACAGCCGCGGACUCCACACAGUCUUCAGCACGGCCUUCAGGUCUCCUGGGAUCUGCUUGGAGAUUAGGGCAUAAUGCAUGUCUUAAAUUAGAUGCUGCAGCAGACUGAUGGCGUCUAUAGCAGUGAGCCCUCCAACCAGCCUGGUGACAGACAAGGUCGACAUCCGAGUCACUGGUCUGGGGAAGCAGCAGCCCGUUACUCUCACUGCUGCAGUACAAUAUUCCAGGGAUGCCCAGUUCCAGUCCCACGCCCACUACGCAGCCGACAGCUCUGGAAGCGUGGUUUGCAGCAGGCAUGCAGCAGUUGGGGGUUCUUUCUCAGGUGUUGAGCAGAUGGGUCUGUUGUGGAGUCUGCAGCCUGCAGCAGCUCAGCGGGUGAAACGUAUGAUUCCCAGGGACGUCACCAAACCGCUGGAGGUGCAACUGUGCGUGUACGAUGGACACAUCGACACAAGGAGGGGACAGGACGGAGUGCCAGCACCACUUGCCUCCUGUGUGGUGGAGAGGAGGUUUAUUCGAGAUGGCGUCAGGAGGAUAGUUGUGCGGGAGGGCCGGGUUAGAGGAGUGCUGUACCUUCCUGAAGAGGAGGGUCCUUUCCCCGGGGUGAUUGACAUGUACGGCUCGGGCGCUAACUUCGAGCACCGCGCCGCCCUGCUCAGCUGCCAGGGCUUUGCUGCCUUCAGGCUCAUGUACUGCAACUUCGACGACCUGCCCAAGGCCGAGACCCACCUCGAUUCUGAGUAUUUUACGGAUGCCGUGGAUUGGUUCAGCAGCCACUCCCUGGUGCAGCCCGGGGGGGUGGGGGUGGUCGGGACAUCCUUCGGGGGGUUGCUGGCACUCAUCAUGGGCACUCUUACGGACAAGAUAAAUGCAAUUGUAUGGCUGAACGGUUUUUCUGCCAUGCCAGUCUCAACUCAGUUCAACUACAAGGGCAAGAUCCUUCCCACCCUGGGGUUUGAUAUAUCAAGGGUGAAAGUUAUGGAGGAAGGACACCUGUACAUUCUGGAUACGGUGGAUGAUCUCGCUCUGGAGCCAGAGAAGUGCAUACAGGUGGAAACAAUCGCAUGUCCAGUCCUGUUUGUGGUCUCAGAGGAUGACAAAAACUUGAGAAGUGACAAGAUGGCCGAGCAGGCCAUAGCCCGGAUGGAGGCCCAUGGGAAAACCAACCAUCAGCUGCUUGCCUACCCCGGCGCAGGGCAUCUCCUAGAGCCUCCCUACAUGCCGCACUGCAAGAUUUCCUUCCACCCCAUCCCAGGUGCAGAGGUGGAUUGGGGAGGGGAGACCAGAGCCCACUGUGCAGCCCAGGAGGACCUCUGGCCCAGAAUGAUCGCCUUUCUCAGGAACAGCAGGCUGCACAGCCAGCUUUGACCUCAGAUAAUGAAAAUGAGACCGUGAAACAAUAGUUUUUACCAUAAGAUUAAGAAUCUCAGGAUGGCUCCCUACAUGCUGAAAUGGCUGCCUGCUGAUGGCGUGAAACAGGCAGCAGACAAGGCAAAACCAAACCGGAUGUUUAAGGCUGAUUCCGCAUGUCAAUGGCAGUUUCAAUGGACAGGUUCAACAACUGCACGUUUGGCUCCAAGAACAUUAUAGUAUAUUAUCAUUGCCAUCAUAAUAUCUGUCUGUA
Messenger RNA from Branchiostoma floridae (Florida lancelet), 1705 nucleotides. Its product is annotated as acyl-coenzyme A thioesterase 1-like. The record is from RefSeq and is a predicted model, not a curated record. The coding region runs from base 190 to 1449 and encodes 419 amino acids. The transcript is spliced from 11 exons. Gene Ontology annotation, biological process: fatty acid metabolic process; acyl-CoA metabolic process. Gene Ontology annotation, molecular function: fatty acyl-CoA hydrolase activity. Lineage: Eukaryota; Metazoa; Chordata; Leptocardii; Amphioxiformes; Branchiostomatidae.